Molecule: messenger RNA, 3158 nt
Organism: Anguilla anguilla (European eel)
Lineage: Eukaryota; Metazoa; Chordata; Actinopteri; Anguilliformes; Anguillidae
Gene: bicdl1
Product: BICD family like cargo adaptor 1
Exons: 11
Coding region: 515-2392 (625 amino acids)
Biological process (GO): vesicle transport along microtubule; Golgi to secretory granule transport
Source: RefSeq, a predicted model, not a curated record
AAAGGAGGUGGGGCUGUCGGGAUUGCGCAUUUACUGGAAACUAUUUAUGAAUAUACGUUCCAGGCCAGUGAUCCGCAAGAUGCCUCCCGUAUGAGAGGCAACGAUAAUGGGGAACCGGGACCCCAGCGCAUCGGGGAGGAGAGACCGAUCGCUGGAGAAAGUCCUUCAGUGCGGUUAAUGUGAGGACACAGCGCUACCUGGUGUUAUUUCGCAGAGGUUUAAAUAACAUAAACCUGGAAGAUAGGCGACUGCCUUCGGACCGGUGUUAUUUUGCACAGGAUUAAGGAGGUUGGUGUGAGUUUGGGGGGAGGGGGGCUUGGGAGGGUGAAUUUUGGGGUAGAACAGGUUGCUACAAGUCGUGGGCCAUGAAAUGAAAGAUUGUGCGGCUAUUAUGGAAACAUCUGAAUGGGAAUAUCAUCGGCGCAGAGAGGAUUGGGUCGGAAGAAAUCUGUGACAGAGCGAGCACCGUUGGCGUAAAUCAGAUUCUCUCCUGCCUUUUGUCCGCCGGGCGGCGAUGUCAGCUUUCUGCCUGAAUUUACACUCACCCACAGCCGCGAUUUCAGCACCACAAGAGCUGGACAGCGACUGCAUGGAGCACUCGCUGGAUCACGGCAUCAAACCCCCUCAAGACUCGGGAGGGUUUCAGAACCAUUCGCUGCUGUACGCUGGCCCCGGAGGCCUCGGGAUGGCACUCGAGGAAGAACUCGCCAUGCUAACAGGCGACCGGGAUGAAAGCACCGACUUACCCGUCUUGGAAAUGCCUGUUAAUGGGCAGGAUCCUGACUUACUGUCGCUCUUCCGACAAAAAGAAAAGGACUUGGUUUUGGCUGCUAAGCUCGGCAAAGCACUGCUCGAGCGAAACCAAGACUUGACUAAGCAAUAUGAGAAAAUGAAUAAAGACCUCAACGAAAAACUGGAGCACCUGGAGCAGGAGAAGCACGAGCUGCGGCGGCGGCUGGAGAGCCGGGAGGGCGAGUGGGAGGGGCGCGUGGCCGAGCUGGAGUCCGACGUGCGGCAGCUGCAGGGCGAGCUGGACCGCCACCAGGCCCAGCUGCGGGAGGCCGACCGGGACAAGACCCGCGCCGUCUCCGAGCUGUCGGAGCAGAACCACAGGCUGCUGGAGCAGCUCAGCCGGGCUGCGGAGGUGGAGAGGCAGCUGUCCACUCAGGUCCACUCGCUCCGGGACGACUUCCGGGAGAAGAGCAUCUCCACCAGCCAGCACAUGUCACGCCUGGAGAGCCUGCAGGCGGAGCAAGGGCUAGAAAUAAAACUGCUAUCCGAUCGCAAGAGGGAGCUGGAGAGACGCGUGAACGCAGUGCUGGAGGAGAACGAGCUGUUGCAGACCACGGCUGACCAGCUGCAGGAGCGGACGCUCGUGCUGGAGCGGCAGUGUCACGAGAAGGACUUGCAGCUGCGGCAGAGCCAGCUGGAGCUGCAGGAGGUGCGCGUCUCCCACCGACAGCUCAGCGCGCGGCUGGAGGAGCUGAGCGAGGAGAGGGACCUGCAGGGCCUGGGCCCUCAGUCUGCCAGCCUGCUGUGUGAGAUCGAGCAAAGCAUGGAACAGGAGGAGCUGGAGCAGGAGAGGGAGCAGCUGCGACUCCAGAUGUGGGAGGCGUACUGCCAGGUGCGCUCGCUCUGCUCUCACCUGCGCGGCAAUGACAUCACAGACUCGGCGCUGUCCACGGAUUCCUCCAUGGACGAGUCAUCGGAGACGUCCUCCGCCAAGGACGUCCCCACUGGCAGCCUUCACGCCAGCCUCCUGGAGCUGCGCAGGCUAACGCAAAACCUCAUGGACGGCAACGAGUCCACGGGCUCGCGGCGCAGUGACGAGGAGGCCCUGGAGGACCAGGUGCGCAAGCUCGGGGAGGAGCUCCGGGCCCUCAGGGAGCAGUACGAUAGCGAGCAGGACAGAACGCGGAGCAGCCAGGAGGAGGCGCUGCAGCUCCACAACCAGGUGGCGCUGCUCUCGGUAGAGCUGUGCUCCCUGCGAGAGGAGAGCGAACAGCUCCGGGCAAUGGUGGAAGUGCGGGAACCUAGCGAGCAGCUUCAGAGCGCCAUCCGAGACAGAGACGAGGCCAUCGCUAAGAAGAAAGCAGUGGAGAUGGAGUUGGCCAAGUGUAAGAUUGACAUCAUGUCUCUGAACAGCCAGCUGCUGGACGCCAUCCAGCAGAAGCUCAACUUGUCACAGCAGCUGGAGGCCUGGCAGGAUGACAUGCACAGAGUGAUUGACCAGCAGCUCAUGGACAAGCACCAGGAGGAAUGGAGGGCUUCCCCAUACUCCUUCUCAGGCGGGUCAGGGGGUCGAGGAGGCCCCUCGGCCCCGCCCUCCAGAAGGCCCCAACGUCAAGCCGACGGGGACAAGAAGCUCUUCUCCUUCUUCAAAAAGAACUGAGCCUUUGAGGAGGAGAGAAGGAGAAAGGGAGGGGGGGGAGAGAGAUAGAGAGAGAGGGAGAGAGCUUAAAGCAGCUGCUGACCAGGACACAGGCAACGCAGUUACCCAAAGAGUCAAACUGAGGCCCGGCAGGCAGAGAGAGGGCAACGCUACACACACACAGGAGCUGAUCCCAGGUCAGCUCAUGACAUUCUUUUGCACUUUAUCAGCUCUGUCAUUCUGCCAUCCGAUGAUUCUAAAGAUGAAGGGGUGUGGCGAGAGAAGGAUAUGUGAACUAUGUCACAAAAACCCUCCCAAGAUGCCUGGGCUACCUUAAUGCAAGUGAGUAAAAAGUAUUCUCUCAAGGCAAAUUCAAUGUUUGGUCAUAGAUUUUGCUCUGGGAGAGGUAGUACAUUUCUCCAGUAGCGCCUCCCCAAGGGUUGCGACCUCCUCCGUCCAAAAAAAGGCACAAGCCAACUGAGCCAUCCCCCUUACCCCAGUGACACGCGUGGGGCAGCGAUUCUGUUGCAGAAAACCCAGCCGUCUCCUCAGGUUUAUUUAGAUGUUCAGUGGCGUACACUGAGGCCUUAAUGUUGGUGGUUCAGAGUAACAGUCAUUAACCUGCUUGCUCCACCGAUGUACUGACUAACCUAUUGAGCAGUGUGUGCCAGUUGAGGUAAUUUAGCAGAAAUGGAUAGCAUUAAUCCUCAUUCUUUUUCCUGGUUCUUAAAUUGAUUUCAUCCUAAAUCUGAACUCAGGAGACUUUCUUUCAGUUUGUGGGUCAGUU